Messenger RNA from Hyaloscypha bicolor E, 1266 nucleotides. RefSeq lists its product as uncharacterized. Gene Ontology annotation, cellular component: nucleus. The record is from RefSeq and is a predicted model, not a curated record. Gene Ontology annotation, biological process: regulation of transcription by RNA polymerase II. The transcript is spliced from 3 exons. NCBI's taxonomy places the organism in Eukaryota, Fungi, Ascomycota, Leotiomycetes, Helotiales, Hyaloscyphaceae. Bases 1 to 1266 code for a protein of 421 amino acids.
AUGUCCGACGAGUUCGAGGAGUACAUUGAUUGGUCGAAGGGCGACCUGCUUGAUGCCUGCAAUGAUCCUGCCAUUGGUGGUAUGGAUCUUGGCAGUCGACGUUUUCUUGUCACGCCGGAUUUUGUCAUGCAGGAUUUUAGUCAGGAUCUACGCCCCGGUUUGCUUCAUGACAUGCCACAAAGCAACCUGGCCACGUUCGAGCAUUCCAAUGUCGGGCACACUUUGAAGCCAUCUCGUGUGCUGUGUCAAUUUUCAAGUGCAAAUGCACUUGAAGAAUCCGAUGACCGUAAUUCGUUUCGCAACGCCUCCCAGGUGCAACCGCCUUCUGUACCAAAUGCAAAUGGCCAAAUGCCCCAGGGGAAUGGGUCCAAUACAAGGGAUCGGGGAGUUUCUCCUUGUCGAGAUUGCGGGGAAUCAUUCCCAUAUUCCGACCGCAAGGACGGCCAUGCAAGGUCGUUCAACCAUGGAGCCUGGAGCUGUAAAGAGAUAGGUUGCGACAGAACCUUCGUUACCUUUGCUGAGCGCGACGCUCACGCGCGGAGGCCACAUACCUCUGGCCAUGGUCGUAUCUGGACACCAACCCCUAAUGACUGCGUUGAGUGCAUGGAGACACUUCCGAAAAAGGCGGACCUGCUUCGGCAUGCGAAAGAAGCUCAACAUCGGCCUUACGGAUGCGAGUGCGGGGCUCUGUUCUCCCGACUCGAUGUCCUCAACCGCCAUCUCGAGUCUUUCGGUAGCGAGGACCCCAAGUAUCCUUGCAAGUAUUGCAAGCUUCACCGCGGCCCCGACGGAUUCAGACGCCUGGAUCACUUAAAUCAGCAUAUUCGAAAUUAUCAUCACCUUGACACGGGAGAUGAUGCGAUCACCCCAUCGUCUCGCAUCAAGUACGUCUUUCCGGUAUGCUCUCAUCCUGAUUGUCCGCAAUACCGGGACGAGGCAUUCAAGCAGCUUCCUCGCAAGGCCCAGGCUGUGGAUAAGCCUUUCCAUUCCCAGUCGGCUUAUACGAAGCAUAUGCGUGAUGAGCAUAACGAAUGCACCUUUCCUUGCGGUGUUGCAGGAUGCAGCCGUACAGGCAGACGUGGAUACUUCAGAGAGAAAGAUCUUUUGAACCACCGCCGUCAGGAGCAUCCAGAUGCGCCGAAGUAUACUGUGACAAAAAGAGAGAUCCGUCUUCGAUGCACUGAACCUGGAUGCGAUAUGCUGUCGGACCCUUCCUCCAUAGGUCGUCAUCUCCGUGGGAUCCAUGGAGAGGGGCUCACCAGCUAG